CAUUGCAUCAUGUCUUGGAGAUCCAAAGGCUCCGGUAAAGUAUUAUUACCGUUUGGACUAGAUUAUUCUGAUGUGUUGUCAACUGAUUUAUCCAAAGAAAAGCCCACGCUACUAUUGCCAAUUCAUGGAGCAUUAAGUGAAUCGGAAAAAUCAAUAGCGAAACACCUGAUUGCAUUUUCAAAUUUAUUACUAAACGGGCCAUUCUAUACUGGGUCUUCGACAGAUCCUACUACUGAGCAGUCGACGACUGCCCCUGACGGGAUACAAAGACAUUCAGAUAAAUAUAAAAAAAUCAAGAAGAUCGGUCGGACAAUUGAAGAACAUCCAUAUCAAUUAGAACUAUUCCCAGACGAAUUGUAUUCAGUUAUGGGUAUAUCUAAUAAACAGAAGAAGAAGUUGUUGUCAUUAUCGUCAUACAAAGCCGACGGUGGGUUGAAGGAGUUUAAUGUUAAUCAACCUGAGGAUCAAACUGAAUCGAUGUUGGAAAAAUUGAAGAGUAUGGCUGAAACAUUAGAUGCUGAUCCAAAUUCUAAUCAACAAAACGAAGAAUUGGAAGAAGAGGAUGACGCAGAGGAUGAUUUUGAUGAUGAUGACGAUGACGAUGAUUAUAAUGCUGAAAAAUACUUCGAUGAUGGUGAAGACGACAUGAAUGAUGAACCUGAUGAUGAGGCUGCAUUUUAA
This is a messenger RNA of Hyphopichia burtonii NRRL Y-1933, 681 nucleotides long. RefSeq names its product DNA-directed RNA polymerase III subunit (gene RPC31). The transcript has a single exon. Gene Ontology annotation, cellular component: RNA polymerase III complex. The record is from RefSeq and is a predicted model, not a curated record. Gene Ontology annotation, biological process: transcription by RNA polymerase III. Lineage: Eukaryota; Fungi; Ascomycota; Pichiomycetes; Serinales; Debaryomycetaceae. The annotation marks the transcript as partial.